Molecule: messenger RNA, 738 nt
Organism: Gastrolobium bilobum
Lineage: Eukaryota; Viridiplantae; Streptophyta; Magnoliopsida; Fabales; Fabaceae
Exons: 1
Coding region: 64-558 (164 amino acids)
Source: RefSeq, a predicted model, not a curated record
GAAAUCUCACAACAAAUCAAGAAAAAGAAAAAGAAAAAGCAAAAGCAGAUCUCAGAAAAGAAGAUGUCUCUAAUCACAGAGGAUGUCAAAGCCAGAGCAGAGGUGUACCAUGGAGAUGAACUCUGCCAAGUGAAGUCAAAGGAACUGCUCAAGGAAAUAGCUCUACCCAAUGGUCUUUUACCUUUGAAAGACAUAGAAGAGUGUGGUUAUGACAGGGAAGCUGGGUUUGUGUGGCUUAAGCAGAAGAAGAGUUCAACCCACAAGUUUGAAAAGAUUGGGAAGCUGGUCUCUUAUGCCCCUGAAGUCACUGCAUAUGUUGAACAUGGCAAGAUCAAGAAGCUCACUGGUGUGAAGACCAAGGAGCUUUUGCUUUGGAUCACACUCUGUGAUAUCUUUGUGGAUAAUCCACCCACUGGCAAGAUCACUUUCAAAACCCCUUCAGGCCUUUUUAGGACAUUCCCAGUUUCUGCUUUUGAAAUUGAAGAGAAACCCAUCGACUUCAAGGACAAUAAGCAAAUCAAUGAUGCAGCUGGUGCUGUGCAAGUCAAAGAGAUCUGAUUCUGUCUGUGUCUCUCAAUUACCAAGAAGCGGUGGCCGUGGCGGUGGCGGUUAGUACUUAAUGGUGAUUUAUAAGUUAAUGUUACUCUUAAUCAGAUUCAGUGCUACAUUUAAUUAGUAUUGAAUGUUACUUAUGUUUCCGAAUUAAAAAGAAAUGAAUUUACAAUAUCCAUUAUUCCU